Molecule: messenger RNA, 2134 nt
Organism: Gorilla gorilla gorilla (western lowland gorilla)
Lineage: Eukaryota; Metazoa; Chordata; Mammalia; Primates; Hominidae
Gene: GBGT1
Product: globoside alpha-1,3-N-acetylgalactosaminyltransferase 1 (FORS blood group)
Exons: 8
Coding region: 333-1508 (391 amino acids)
Biological process (GO): carbohydrate metabolic process
Cellular component (GO): vesicle; membrane; Golgi apparatus
Molecular function (GO): globoside alpha-N-acetylgalactosaminyltransferase activity
Source: RefSeq, a predicted model, not a curated record
CCCUCUUUCCUGUCUGGCUUCUCUUUUCUGUCCUCUUUCCUGUCUGUCUUCCUCUUUUCUGUCUGGCCCGCGGCCCCGCUGCCUGCCCUGCUCCAAGCUCUACCUGCGCCGCCGAUCGCCCGGGUAUCGCGGGGGCCCAGGCCAGCUGAGUCCGUUUUCUGCGCCGGGGUGGCGCCCCUCCAACCGUCCUAACGCCGGUCCGGCAGCAAGGAGUGUUCCUGGGACCUCAGAGACCAGGCUCAGAGCCUGACAUCCCUGCGAGGGGACAGCCUCAUCCGCCCAGGCCGGUGGGGGUUUCUACAAGUGCCCAGGCUCAGGUGCAGCCCCCAGCAAUGCAUCGCCGGAGACUGGCCCUGGGUCUGGGGUUCUGCCUGUUGGCGGGCACAAGCCUCAGUGUCCUAUGGGUGUAUCUUGAGAACUGGCUGCCAGUCUCCUAUGUCCCCUAUUAUCUCCCCUGCCCAGAGAUCUUUUUGACCUUGAAACUGACCAUGGAGGCUGCCUGCCAAGACUUGCCCAGGAUCCCUCACCUUACUGAGCACUUGCUCCAUGCUGGACAUGGUCAAGAGCCCCUCACGCACCUUGUCAACAUGAAGCUGCACUACAAGAGGGAGAAGCCACUCCAGCCCGUGGUAUGGUCACAGUACCCCCAGCCCAAGCUGCUGGAGCACAGGGGAGGGUCUCAGUGCCCACGGCCCCCCUGCUGCCAGGCCCACACAGCUGCUGACACUCACACCCUGGUUGGCGCCCAUCGUCUCCGAGGGAACCUUCAACCCAGAGCUUCUGCAGCACAUCUACCAGCCACUGAACCUGACCACUGGGGUCACGGUGUUUGCCGUGGGGAAUCCUUCCUGGAGUCAGCCGAGGAGUUCUUCAUGCGUGGGUACCGGGUGCACUACUACAUCUUCACUGACAACCCUGCAGCCGUUCCCGGGGUCCCGCUGGGUCCCCACCGGCUCCUCAGCUCCAUCCCCAUCCAGGGUCACUCCCACUGGGAGGAGACAUCCAUGCGCCGGAUGGAGACCGUCAGCCAGCACAUUGCUAAGAGGGCUCACCAGGAGGUGGACUACCUCUUCUGCCUUGAUGUGGACAUGGUGUUUCGGAACCCGUGGGGCCCUGAGACCUUGGGAGACCUGGUGGCUGCCAUUCACCCAAGCUACUACGCCGUUCCCCGCCAGCAGUUCCCCUAUGAGCGCAGGCGUGUUUCCACUGCCUUUGUGGCAGACAGCGAAGGGGACUUCUAUUAUGGUGGGGCAGUCUUCGGGGGGCAGGUGGCCAGGGUAUAUGAGUUUACUAGGGGCUGCCACAUGACCAUCCUGGCGGACAAGGCCAAUGGCAUCAUGGCAGCCUGGCGGGAGGAAAGCCACCUGAACCGUCGCUUCAUCUCAAACAAGCCGUCCAAGGUGCUGUCCCCCGAGUACCUCUGGGACGACAGGAAGCCCCAGCCACCCAGCCUGAAGCUGAUCCGCUUUUCUACACUGGACAAGGAUAUCAGCUGCCUGAGGAGCUGACCACAGAGCUGGGGGUUGCCAUGGAUAGGGACCCAAAGACCUGCAGCCACCAGUGCUUCACGAGCGUGCAGACCAGCCCUGUCCCGCCUCCCUGUCAGUCAGGCGAAUUCAACCGGAAAAGGGACGUGGAAAGGCCACUGUGAACUGCAGAGGGCUGUGCACACAGUAGCACACAAGAUCUCACAGUAAUGCGGCAUAGGAACGAUGAGACGGGGAGGGGAGGUGCAGUUACAAAGGCAGGGCCCGGCAGGCUUGCCACGUUCUGCAGCCGUGCUUUGAGGGGCAGGCUCUGAAGCCUCAGCCCGACUCAGAGUGCCUGAACCCUGCCGUGCCAGUCCCCCGUUUAUUGCAUAUUGCCCUUAACGUAGCAUUUCUAAUACCCUGGUGUGAAGGCGCCCUAGACCCCUUUUCUCUGGUCACAGGGGUCCUGGGUCCCUUGAUGUCUCCAAACCACAUGUAGCCAGUUCCUCACUCAGGCCCCCAGAGUGAGCCUUUGAAAUGGAGCAGGUCUAGGCUCCCUCAGUUUCCUGCACCCCAAAGUGAGCCGCACUCUCAGGGGACUAGCCACCUCCUUCUUAAGAGGGUUUGGGGCAGUUUAUAAUAAAGGGGGCGUGUGCUCGACCCUA